Molecule: messenger RNA, 874 nt
Organism: Trichogramma pretiosum
Lineage: Eukaryota; Metazoa; Arthropoda; Insecta; Hymenoptera; Trichogrammatidae
Exons: 3
Coding region: 220-534 (104 amino acids)
Source: RefSeq, a predicted model, not a curated record
CGUGCCUGUAUGUUUAUAUUUUUAUUCCGCGCCCCUUGAGCCGAGCGAUAUAAACUGCGAGUCGCAUAUGCCACGUAAGGACGGACGGAGAGACCUGCAGCGGCCGCUACUGCUUCUAUCUAUAUAAAUAAAACACCUGCUGUGCGUGUGUGUUGUUGUUUUCGUUGUUGUCGUUGUUGAUCGUAUUUUUGACGAUUGAAUAAGGAUCGACUAGUCAUUAUGCGCCUUUACGUGAAACUGGCGCUUGGUUUACUUCUCGUGCUGUGCUUUUUCGCCGUACCGUCGAGGAGCGCCAACAUCGUCAAAAGGAACUACAGCGAUCAGAGCAUUCGAGGCUACUUGGCCGAGAGAACCUGCUGGUGGAACGAGGUGUGCAAGGAGGAGUUUCACAGCAAGUUUCGCUGCCGUUGUCCGCGCUGGUCCUAUUGCCAGGCGCCCGGAAAGUACUACGACGCCCGAUGCAGCAUCAAUCAUACCGGCUAUAUCUGGCUGCAGCCCGAGCUGGCCGUGACAUUGGAUCAGCGGCAAAAGUAAAUAAUAAAGCGAAGAGAGACAAAAAUAAUUGACAAUUAAACAAUUAUAUGCAAGCACAACUAUUUAUUCUAAAGAUAGAGAGAAAAAAAAACACGCUGGAUCGUACGCAAUGUGAUAUAAUGAUGAAAUUAUAUUAUGUAUACACAAAAUAAAGAAAAAUUAUCGUGAUUGUUGUUCGUUGAAAAAAGUUUAGAAAUGUUAUGCAGAUUAUAUACAGAAAAUGUUUAAUAUUAUAAUAUUAAUGUUACCAGUUGCAGAGAUCUUCAUGGUAUAUCUCGCUAGAAACAUGUUACAAACAUAUUAUGUAAAUUCAAAAAAAUAAACGAUGCAUUCGAAUAAA